Molecule: messenger RNA, 1519 nt
Organism: Cydia amplana
Lineage: Eukaryota; Metazoa; Arthropoda; Insecta; Lepidoptera; Tortricidae
Gene: Samuel
Product: polyhomeotic-like protein 2
Exons: 8
Coding region: 386-1438 (350 amino acids)
Biological process (GO): negative regulation of DNA-templated transcription
Cellular component (GO): nucleus
Molecular function (GO): histone binding; chromatin binding
Source: RefSeq, a predicted model, not a curated record
GACUCAGUGUUGUUCAUGUUCAGUCGGCCCGUCUGUUUGGCGCGCUGAGGUUGUGUUGGAUUGCGUUUUCAGCCGCUGGUACCGUCCCACGUGCGCAUGCUACUGCGUUGCUGAUAAGUGCCUGACUUUUGACUGCCGAUAACAUUGUCCGCGUCGAAACGACCAAUCAAACAAAAGGGGAAAACGCUGCAUUUUAACUCACUUUUUUGCGCUAUUGACAUUGAUUGACAACCGACAGGACAGUGUAUGUGGACAGUGGAAAGUGAUCUAUUGGUGGCUACGGGACGUUUUUGUUUUACCGACAAACUGAGGAAUAUAGCAGCAGCGGAGGAAUCGCUCUGGAAAUACCUAAAAGGGUAGCGAUGUCGCGGCUCGCGCCCGCGUGAUGCUCGCCCCGCUCGCGCCGCGCCGGGAACUGGACGCCGAAACGCCGGUCGUCUGGCCUGCAUGGUGCUACUCAGGUGAAGGAGGGGGCGGCGGGGCGCGGCGCUGCGCGCGCGAUGCGGCGUCGCCCGCGCACGCGCCCGCGCCGGCGCCGCCGCACGUCAAGAUCGAGCGGCUCAGCCCCCACGACUCCACCGCCUCCAGAUCCCGCAGCGUGACGCCGUCGACGUCGUCAUACCCGGGCACGCCGCCUGAGCGCGGAAGCCCGCACGCUCCGCCGCCGCACCCGCCGCGCAACUACUCUGACAUCAUGCGCUCCCUCGCCGCGCGGUACAACUGCCCGCCUAACGACUACUUCCACCGCAUGAACGGCUUCGGCGCGGAGCGUGCGCCGGCACAGGAGGCGACGGACGCGCCGCUCGGAGGGCUGUUCACAAAGAUGGCGAAGCAGCAGGGCGGCCCGCCGCGGCUGCCUGCCUUCCCCGUCAUGCUCGACAUGAGCUCGACUAAGACGCUGCUAGCGAUAUCCCGAGUGGGUCGCGGAGGGCGCUCGAGACGCAAGCGCGCCGGGACUGCCCCGGAGCACUCGCCGCUGGAUCUGUCUGCGGCGGGCGAGAGCGCGGCCAAGCGCGCGAGGCUCUCCGCCAGCCCGAGCACCAGGAGCGACAGCGGCGAGAGGGACCCGGUGUCUAAUGAUGAGCGAGGCGAGUCGCGAGACUGCUUGUGCGCGGAGGCCCGCGCGCGCCUGUCGGCGUGGACGGUCGACGACGUCUGUGAGUUCGUCACGUCCAUCGACAUCUGCGCAGAAUACACAUCGAACUUUCGCGAGCAGAGAAUCGACGGAGCCGGUCUUCCUCUCCUCACCGAAGACCACCUAACAGGCAUGCUGCAGAUGAAGCUAGGGCCGGCACUCAAGCUCAAAGCCGUCCUGGCGAGGAGACUUGAGCCGUGCGCGAGCUGCCAGGCACAGGCCCAAGCCAGUCCCACCAGUGUCAGGAUAAACGGGGCAGCCCUGAAAGCGGAGCCCAGGAGCAACACCACCAGCCCUAGUUAGGGUUCAUGUAGUAUUAAUUUUGUUUUUUUUUUAUCAUGUCGUGUUUCGUGUUUCAUUUCGGCCAGGUUCGAGCGCGUUUAU